GUUCCAAAAAGAUAGUAGGUUUGUUUUGGUUCCUGCUUUUGAGCAGAAAGAAACUGUUGAAUAGUUCCGAACAAUUCUUUAGUAAAUGAAGAACCAGCAGUUUCAUCUAAAGCGUACAAUAAUAGAUUACCCCGCUUAUCACCCAUCUGAUAACCAAGUUGUUCCUGCUCUUUUGUCUGACUUGAACAACCUGUUUCUUCUAUUUUCAGUUCAGAGCUGUUUGAGUCGUCCUUCAUCGAUUUGGACAGAGACUUCAAGGACACGUCUUCCAAUUUAAUCCUCUUCUUUCGUUGCUUCUCAACGAUUUCUCGAGUUUUCUCCAAUUUUUGGGCUUUUAGUUUUUCUGCUCGGGCUUCUUUCCUUCUUUUUUUAGGAGGCUCGUUUUGCUCCUGUUCAUUGUUGACAGGUUCAUUCUCAAUCUUUUUUUCCUGUGCGUUUCCUUCUGACUUUACAACUGUUAACUUUCCUGUUCCAAAGCAUCACUGCUAUGCACUUACCAUUUUAUGGAGUAUAUUGAAUAAUUGUUAUGGAGGCUAGCAAGCUAAACUCACAAUGCAAGGAUUUUCAGCUAAACCGAACAGUUUCAAUUUGUAAUAAAAGAUUGAAGAGAAACAAAAGAAGAAAUUUUUAUUUUCUUUAAGAAUCUUCAGUUUUUUUCUUUCUUUUUCUGCCCUUUGUGCUGCUUCUAUUAUGAACCACCAUCUCGCCUUACUAUAAAUCAAGAACGAAAAGAGCAUAUCCGUUUUGAUUCUUUAGUUCUUUAAAAUUAUUCACAACGUCUACAUUCUUCUAUAAACUUGUCAAAGAAAAUCCCCCAAUGUUACAUUUCUAUGAAUAUCAUAGUCUUUACUCGAUAAUACGAAACUAGAAUACCGCGACGGAACGAGACUAAUUAGUGCGCUGAAUAUUCGUGCAUCGUGUACUACAUCCUAAAUGUUCGUUAAAUGUUUUGACAAGGUAACCGUUACGCGUCCUCAGCAAAGUUGAUGAAAACAUUUUACGUGAAUUGUUUGGGUUUUAUUUGGUUUAAAUAUUAAGAUUUGUUAUAACUUUUAGAAAAGGAUUAUUAAGGAAAUAAUUAUACUGCAAUCGUUUCGAAUUCGGGAGAUAUUAACGCAUAAGAACUAUCUGUCUUUUUGAUUUAUAUUCGCUCGUUACGAAACUUACAAGAUUUCGAGUAUUGGUUUUUUUAUUUAUCACAAACUAUAAUUUAUUAAUGCUUGUACUGGUUGACAAUGAGUGAAAAUGAGUCUGGUGCAGGACAGAUACUUCAUCAAAAACGAGGUUUUUCAGAGCAGGAGGAUGACUAUUAUGAGGUAAAUAAGGUUUCAAAAAAGUACCUUCUGGAACAACUACAAACAAGCCGACGAUGUUAUGAAGCGUCAUCCAACAGCUUGGAAAAACAAAAGACCAUACUCUAUGAUAAAUUACGACACAUCGCGUUUCUCCUCAGUUGGUGGCCUCUAAUAGCUCAACAGUUUUAUAGCAUUUUCCAAAAUCGCGAGUCUGCUGAUUUUGGGACUGAACAGUCGAUUGCGCUCUUGGAGCAGAUUCCUGACAUGGAACAUAUAAAGAAAUCGCUUGAAAAUGACCAAUCUGCAAUUCGAGCAAUUUUAAACGAAUCUUUUACUUCAGAAAUCUUGGAGAAAUUAUCUUCAUCAACCGAUUCUCAGUCUGCUUUCACUUUUCCCAUAAAAGAUAAUUCCCAAUUAAGUGAACGUAAAGAGACUCUUGAUUCCGAAAUAGAAAGAGUAAUGAACGAUAUCCAAUCUACAGAAGAUCGCCUGCAUAGUGCUCUUAAACUUCCCGAGCGGUCUAGUAGUUACACAUUACGAUGCAUUAAUGAAUCCGUAAGUUCGCAUCCCUCUGCGAAAACGGAAAGCCAAAAAAAUGGAAUGGAAAACGGUACUUCUGUUGGUGAAGCUUUGGGGCAGCAAUCUCAGUUGCAAGAGCUUUCCCGGCUACAAGAAGAGCAACAAGUCAUAAUGAAUUUAUAUUCUCAGCAGAUGUCUUCUAUGGAUUCCAAAUUGAAUGAGAUUGACAAUGUCAUUCUUAAGCGAAAAAAUGAGCUUGGAAGUGUUGACUGGGAACAUCUCCAGAAAAGCCCUUCACUAUUGAAUUUAAUGCACGUUGUAACUUUGACGUCCGCUCAAUACGAGGUCCUUCAACAAUUGCAUAACGAAUGUUUUGAAGAUAAAGAAUUUUUUCUGCAACAGAAACGGAACUUCGAUGAUUCUUCUAGGUCACAUUACCAUUCCAUAUUGUAUGAUUUAGACACGCAAAUUGCCGCACUUCAGAAAGAUGAACGUAGAAUUGCACAAGCUAAAGAAGAUCUUUUGAAAGCAAGUGAAAAAAAACAAGCAGGCCUAAAUGAGAAAGCUGGCUCCUUAACCGAAAAAGUAGAUAAACUUAAGGAACUAGAUCUCCAGGUGGAAGAAACCAAGAAAAAGACGGAAUCAUUAAAAGAUUCUGUUACUACUAAGUUAGAAAAUGGAAAGAAAUCUUUGCUUUUUCAAAAAGAGUUAUCGAAAUUCUUAACUCAAGAAUUGGCUCAUACCGAGCGGGCUUUCCGCCUAGCUAAUAAACAAGUUUUAAACAAAAAUGAUUUGCGCUUGGAAGAAUUAAUUAAUAGAUAUAAACUCGAAAAGGAUAAAGCAGAGCAAAAAUAUUUUGUUACCAUGAAAUCUGGAGAUAGUCUACAUGCCGAGGUUAAAGCAUUACGUGAAAAAUACAAGAAAACGGAUGAGUUUACCUCUAAAAUGUUACAUUCUCAACAUUUGAUUACCUUGGAAAUUGUGAAAUUAGAACAAAGUAUCUCUGAAUUAUCGGAGGUUCGAAAUACGUCUUCAAGACACUCGGUUGAGUUUCAAGUUAAACAAGCAACUCAUAAUUUUUCGAUAGCUAGCCAAGAAGAGAAGGUGAAUAAUUUAGAGGGAAUAAUUGAAAAGGCGAAAUCCGAGUUAACCGAUUUGAAUGAACAGUCAUCAAUGCUAUCAUCAAAUAUUGAUUCCUUGGAAAAAAGAAAUGAACGUCAUGAAUGGCAAAAGCAAAAAUUGAACAACAGUGCUGUAUCUUCAUCCGAAGAGGAAAUGAAGAUGUAUAGAGCUAUGUGUAAAUGUUCUGUUUGCAAUUUUGAACGUUGGAAAAAUUCAGCAAUAUCACUGUGUGGGCAUGCUUUUUGUUAUGAAUGUAUUCAAAAAAGAAUAGAAACACGUCAAAGACGCUGUCCUAUAUGUGGCCGGGGAUUUGGAGCUUCGGAUGUUGUUCCUAUGCAAUUAUAAUUUGCUUGUCGUACUGUACAUGCUUAAUAUGUAAAGUAUAGAAACAUAAUGGUCAUUGGUUCACCCUUUGUGAAUAAUUGAAUUGGGGGUUAUUUAGGAUUUCAUAAUUAAUUACUCUUUUUUAGAAAUAUGCAUGUGCAUCGCAUGUAAACUUGUGAU
Messenger RNA from Schizosaccharomyces octosporus yFS286, 3440 nucleotides. RefSeq names its product ubiquitin-protein ligase E3 Brl2. The coding region runs from base 1236 to 3281 and encodes 681 amino acids. Lineage: Eukaryota; Fungi; Ascomycota; Schizosaccharomycetes; Schizosaccharomycetales; Schizosaccharomycetaceae. Gene Ontology annotation, cellular component: HULC complex; nucleus. The transcript has a single exon. Gene Ontology annotation, molecular function: ubiquitin protein ligase activity. The record is from RefSeq and is a predicted model, not a curated record.